AUACUAGUACUACUACUACUACUACUACUACCACUUAUAAUAAUAAUAAUAAUAAUAAUAAUGAAUCAAACAUUUACUUUAUAUAAUCAUAAUUCUGAAUGUAAUCAUGAAUCAAUUCUAAAUCAAAUUAUUUAUAAUGAGAAUAAAAAUGGAUUAUAUUCAUCGGAAUCAACAAUUACUAAUUCAAAUAAUCUAAAUAAUAUACAAAAUACUGUAUUAUUUAAAUCAUGUACAAUAAAAUCUAAUAUAAAAGAUUUUGAUCAUGAUGAUAAAGAUAUACCAUUAAAUCAUUUUAAUAAUGAUUAUCCAUUAACUCAUUCAUCUCCAAAUUCAUUUAUAAAUGCUCCUCAAUGUGCUGGAUGCAAACAAUUGGUAAUGGAUCGAACUAUUCUACAAGUUCUUAAUCAGAGUUGGCAUGUGAACUGUUUGAAAUGUAUGGAUUGUGGCACUUCAUUAUCAGAGAAAUGUUUUGUACGAACAGACGAAUUGUACUGCAAAGAAGAUUUUUUUCGCCGCUUUGGAACAAAAUGUGCAGGUUGUGAUAAAGGCAUUCCACCAAUGGAAGUUGUUCGGACAGCUCAAGAAAAUGUAUAUCACUUAGAUUGUUUUUCAUGUGUCAGCUGUGCUCGUAUGUUAAAUACAGGCGAUGAAUUCUAUCUAUUACGUGAUCGAAAACUAAUGUGCAAGUCAGAUUUUGAAACUGCUAAAGCUCGAGAAGCAGAAUUAGACAAUGCUAAUAAACGUCCUAGAACAACCAUUUCAGCUAAACAACUGGAAGCACUUAAAAGGGUUUAUGGUGAAAGUCCAAAACCUGUACGUCACAUAAGAGAACAACUUAGUGAAGAGACUGGUUUAGAUAUGCGUGUGGUACAAGUAUGGUUUCAAAAUCGUAGGGCAAAAGAGAAAAGAUUAAAAAAAGAUGCUGGAAGGAAUAUCUGGUCAAUUUCUGACUCUUUAUUAAUCAGUAGUACAAGUACAAGUACUAAUAGUAAUACACCUCUUUGUAUGAAUGAAUCAUACUUAUUUUCAACAUGUUCAAAUGAUUUAGACAAAAGUUCUGCACCAUACUGUGGUGAUAAUUCAAUUAUAUUGGAUGAUUCAACUAGUGGAGAUGAAUAUUUAUCUAAGGAUGAAUUCCAAGGUUCUGGUUCAAGUGAUACAGACAGCAACUGUUCAGAGGAACCUGAAGAUUUGAAUCAGUCUUUAAAUUUUUCUGUUGUAUGCGAUCCUUCACAUCCGAAACAUACUACAGAUACACCAACCACCGAAAAGUUACCAUUAAAUAAAGAUGAAUUCCUAUCUCAUGACAAUAAAUCUGCACUUUUUCAGGCAUUUUCAAAGUCUAACUUAUACGAAAACCAUUCAGUUCACGAUUUAGCAUUAACAAAAGCAGAACAACAACAUGAUGUGAAAUUCCAUGGUUCUACUCAAACAUGGUUAUCCACUCCACGGUCUCUUCAAAAUCAAAGCUUUUCAGUUGACAAUCAGUUGUUCAAACCAGAUAAUGAUAAUAUUAUCUUAAAACACAGUAUAGAAAGUGAUCCAGACAAUAAAAAUCAUAACAUUUUGCGUUUUACAUCAAAUCCAUUUGUUUCAAGUUGUGUUAGCUUGAAUAAGCAAGUUGUAUCUAAUAGCGAAUUGUCAACAAAAGAAACAUAUUUACAGCCUGUUGACUUCUAUCCUUAUUGUUUAAAUGCUAGCAGUCUUUCACAAUAUGGUAUUCCACAAUCAAGUUCAUCAUAAAGAAUCCUGCUUAAAAAUUAAUCCAAUAAUAAGAGUAUACCAUCGUAUCACAUGAUAUGAUUCAUAUGAUCCUCUUGUAGCUGACAGAAUAUAUUACGGCAAACAUUUUGCUUAUCAUUCACAAAAUUAAUAACAGAUUAUUAAACACAAGAAAUACAAUAGUACUGAAAAUCAUUUUUGUUUUCAGUAGUAUUUAUCAAAAUAAAAACUUCAAACGAAAUUCAUUAUUUGAAUUCAGAAUUUUUGGCAUAUUUAUGAUGUAUUCCGUUUAUCUUUGUGUUAACAUCUAUGCUGCUUGUCUCUAUUUCAUUUUGUUGGACAUUAUUAUUUAAUUUGUUCUAUUGUAUAAGUAUUGCUUUUAAAAAAAAGACUAUCAGUUAGUCCAUCAUGUAUCUACAUCAGUUUAGAUUAUUAUUUAUUGUUUCUAUUCAUAAUAAUAAUAAUAAUAAUAAUAAUAAUAAUCAUAAUAUUAUUUAAUUCGAAUUUGAUAACUAAACGUCACUUGUAAAAUUGUUUUACAAUUCAUCCGAAUUAUGAAUAAGACAGUUUCAUCUCACUUUAGACUUCUUGAAAGGCAUGAGAUAAGGAUUCCACUUGAAAUUAAGUAAACUUUACCUAUUCAAUUUUCUUUUUUGUAUUUUAAAUGAAUUUAUUAGAAUUUUCUUAUUAUUGUAUCUCUAAACUCAAUU
Molecule: messenger RNA, 2432 nt
Organism: Schistosoma spindalis
Lineage: Eukaryota; Metazoa; Platyhelminthes; Trematoda; Strigeidida; Schistosomatidae
Source: the annotation of a GenBank genome assembly